Molecule: messenger RNA, 1158 nt
Organism: Ostrinia nubilalis (European corn borer)
Lineage: Eukaryota; Metazoa; Arthropoda; Insecta; Lepidoptera; Crambidae
Product: farnesyl pyrophosphate synthase-like
Exons: 5
Coding region: 104-973 (289 amino acids)
Biological process (GO): trans, trans-farnesyl diphosphate biosynthetic process
Cellular component (GO): cytoplasm
Molecular function (GO): dimethylallyltranstransferase activity; (2E,6E)-farnesyl diphosphate synthase activity
Source: RefSeq, a predicted model, not a curated record
AUUUUCAAAAGGGGAAAGUCUAAAAAUCUUCCCUGAUGUUGAGGAAUUCGUUACAAAGCUUUUACAAUACAACUCGGCUGGAGGUAAGAAGACUCGUGGACUCAUGACUGUCACUGCCUAUCAAAUGUUGGAAAAACCAGAUAAUUUAUGUGAAGGGUCGAUGCGACAAGCACGUACUCUCGGCUGGUGCAUUGAACUGUUACAAACGUGCAUGCUUCUCAUGGAUGACAUAAUCGACAACUCUACGACGCGCCGCGGCGCCCUCUGCUGGUACCGACGACCGGACGUCGGUACACGUGCGGUUAACGACACCUCCUUGCUCUUGGCCCUUAUUUUCGAACAAUUAAAGAUCAAUUUCAGCGAAAAGCAAUAUUAUCCGGAUCUAAUAAGAGUUUUUAAUGAGGCUGUUUCCCAAAUAAGUAUAGGCCAAUAUUUAGAUUUCGUAGCUGCGCGUAACAUUAACAGUUUUAAUGAGAAGAACUACACUAACAUAGCUGUCUUCAAGACGGUCUACUACACUUUCAAGCUGCCAGUUUACGUGAGCUUGCUCUUAGCUAAUAAGUCGUGUGUUGAUGCAUAUAAAAAUGAAAAGGAGUUGUUGAAAGAAAUGGGAAUCCUUACAUUGAUGCAAAACGAUUUCCUCGAUUGUUUUGGCGACGAAAAAGUAGUAGGCAAGGCAGGCACAGACAUCCAGGAGGGCAAGUGCACGUGGCUGGCGGUGCAGGCGCUGGCGCGCGGCGGAGACGCGGCGCGCGCGCUGCUCGAGGCGUGCUACGGCCGCGCCGACGAAGCUAGUGCGCGCCGCGUGCGCACGCUAUACGAGCGGCUGCGGUUACCGCAGCUUUACCGCGAUGCAGAACAAGCCGCACGCAAGAAAAUCCUCAAGCAAAUAGAUGCAAUACCCGCUGACAAUAUCGUACCACCCGCUCUCAUUCGAAAACUCUUUCAUAUGGUGUACCAUAUUCCUAUGUAGAAAUGAUCCGAUCUGAACUCGCGUGCUGCGUCUCUAAAACGCGCGUUUGUCUCGCAUUUUGUACGAUCUUUAAUUUAAAAUAAGUACCUAGUAAACUUUUACCUAGGUAAAUACCUAAAACAUUAAAUUAACAUUAAAAAGAUACUUCUACGAUCCACUGUUAAUGUCUUUUUAUUCUUAUUUUA